UUUUUUUCUUGCAAUUAUUUUUUCCACCGUGACGGAAUAAAAUAUAUAUAUAUAGAGAGAGAGAGAGAGAGAGAGACGAACUAAAACCUUAAAUAUGUAACUACGAAUUGUUAUCUCGCAGUUAAGACCUUUUAUUUUUUACAUUUUACAACUUUUUCUGUCCUCUGAAUUCUGUUUGUUUGUUUGUGUGUGUGUUUUAUUUUUUUUUUGUAAAAUUUUUAUUUUUCAAUCUCACAAUAGACAUUUUUCUCUCAAUUUUGACUUUGUCUCUUCCACCAAAGAAAAAAAUCAAAAGUACAGUUUAUAAAGACAGACACUUCUCGUGUGAGGAUUGUGACGCGACGGUCAGCGGAGGCUUUGAUGCCGCCACCUCUCAGAUCGUCUUAUGCCAGAACAACAUCCAUGAACCGCGUGGUGACCCACAAGCUCAUCCACGCCUUCGAUCACUGCAGGGCCCGAGUCGACUGGUUUAACAGCUUCAGACACCUGGCCUGUUCAGAGAUCCGAGCCGCCAGUCUGAGCGGAGACUGUUCGUUCGUUAAUGAGAUUUCCAGAUUUAACUUUGGCCUCAAAGAGCACCAUCAGGUGUGUGUUCGUGGCCGAGCGCUACGCUCCAUCCUCGCCGUAUGCAAGGUGAGCCGGGAGGAGGCGGAGCUAGUGGUUGACGAGGUGUUUGACAGCUGUUUCCAUGACCACGCCCCCUUCACCUACAGAGAUUACGAGAACCGAGACCGAUACUACGCCAACCUCUGAGAGAAAUAUAAUCGGUGGGCGGAGCUAACUCACAUGCAGCGAUCCUAUUGGUUGAGAGUGUGAUUGAUUGCUCGACACCUGCCAGAGAUCAGCAACAAACAAGAAUCAGCAGCAGCAGCUGAACACGCUUCAGUCAGAUCUGAACACGCCCUGUAUCCUGAAAUUAAUUUCAGCACAUGUCCUUGCAUUUAAGGCACUUUUGACAGAUGAAGGGGUCUGUUCAGGUUCGGAGCUGCCGGGGGUCACGAGGGUCUGCCGGGGGUCACGAGGGUCUGCCGGGGGUCACGAGGGUCUGCCGGGGGUCACGAGGGUCUGCUGGAGGACAGGGGAGUAACCGCUGAACCCUCGCUGAACUCUGACCUUGUUCUGGACUCGGUGCUGCUGUGAUGCUCUGAGCUCUUGGACCGCUCUGAUUCUAAGCUCGGACCCGUUCUCUGGGAACUGCUUUGACGGACGCUUGUUUAAACAGAACGAUCAUGCAGUGUGUGUGUGCACAAUAAAAGGAUCAAACUGA
Cyprinus carpio (common carp) is the source of this 1267-nucleotide messenger RNA. Its product is annotated as mitochondrial inner membrane protease ATP23 homolog. Lineage: Eukaryota; Metazoa; Chordata; Actinopteri; Cypriniformes; Cyprinidae. Gene Ontology annotation, cellular component: extrinsic component of mitochondrial inner membrane. Gene Ontology annotation, molecular function: metalloendopeptidase activity. The record is from RefSeq and is a predicted model, not a curated record. Bases 361 to 753 code for a protein of 130 amino acids. The transcript is spliced from 8 exons. Gene Ontology annotation, biological process: mitochondrial proton-transporting ATP synthase complex assembly; mitochondrial protein processing.